This is a messenger RNA of Tarenaya hassleriana, 1516 nucleotides long. Its product is annotated as E3 ubiquitin-protein ligase RNF170. The transcript has 5 exons. The coding region runs from base 141 to 698 and encodes 185 amino acids. The record is from RefSeq and is a predicted model, not a curated record. Lineage: Eukaryota; Viridiplantae; Streptophyta; Magnoliopsida; Brassicales; Cleomaceae. Gene Ontology annotation, molecular function: ubiquitin protein ligase activity.
UACCGUUUCUGCAAGAAAGCGCACGAAAUCACGUGGGUCCCAUAGCAGGGCGAACAUCGGUUUUCUGAAUUCCAUGGAAAAAUCGACGAAGAGAUCAUAGUGGCAGCAUCGGAGACGACGAGAGGAAGGGGAACACGAAAAUGGAGAAACCGCCGGAGAACGAUUUUUGCUCGAUAUGCCAUGGCCAUUUCAACGUUCCUUGCCAAGCCAAUUGCUCUCACUGGUUUUGCGGAAAUUGCAUUAUGCUUGUUUGGCGUCAUGGGUCUAUGCUACAAUCAUGUAAAUGCCCAUUGUGCCGCCGUCCAAUUACUUUGCUGGUUCCUACGGAGGAUUCUCUGAGGGAGCGUGAUGACUCUUCAGUUGCUGAGAUUCUUGGUAAUAUUGAAACGUACAACCGACUCUUUGGCGGGCAUUCCAGUAGUUUUGUUCAGAGGAUGCGAGACCUGCCCUUCUUACUGCGGAGGUUGUUGCGAGAAAUGAUGGAUCCACAAAGAACACUUCCACUUGUCAUUAGAGCUCGUGUCUAUUUUGCAAUGAUACUCAGUGCGAUUUAUAUAAUCAGUCCAGUAGAUGUCAUUCCAGAAGGAAUUCUGGGAAUAGUCGGUUUACUGGAUGAUCUGCUCAUCGUCCUACUUUGUUUUCUUCAUGUUGCUGCUCUGUACCGUUCUGUUCUAUAUUUCCGACACGGAGGCUCGUGAUGAAUCGGGGAAUCAUACUACAGGUUUGUUCAAGUAGGAAGGAAGAGAGAUGAUGGCUAUCUUCUUCUAGUUGUCAAUUAUGAGUUGGCUAUUUUUACUGAAGAAAAUUGAUAUCUCAUAGAAUAGUGCCUUAAUUUCUUUUUUUUAAUCCUCAAAUCAAUUUAUACUCAGGCAUGGCAUGCAUUAGGAUCCACCCACCAUAAUUGAGAGACCACAGUCCAAAAUAGCUUAAGUCCUUUUGACCAAUCUCUAGUGGGAUUUCUACAUCCUUCCUAGGUGGUGGUGGUCCCUGAUGGUUUUGAUCUAUAGCUGUUUGAAAAUUCUGGGAUAAGCCUUGUGACUCAAGUCAUCUUUCCACUUGGUUUUUUUUUUUGGGUUAAAGCGUCUGUUCACUUGUUACUGGUACAAAUACAUUUCCUUGCUGAAACUUGGAUUUUAUUUAUUUUUUUACACAGAAUGAAUCAUCAAGUUGUAGAUUUCUUGGGAAAACCAUGAAGACAAAAUCUUUCAACUAGGAUAUAUGUCUAGAGAGAUAUCAGAUAGGAUUAGGACCACACUCUUGUCUCUCUCCACAUGUACAUGUACACGUGUGGAUUCUGUUCACACGUAACUACACGCAUCGCAUUAUGCAUUUGCACACACAAACUUCUUUGUGGAUGUGUAAAUAUUUACUAGUCUGAAAGAGACUUUGCUUUUGCUCCACUGAAUUCAUAAACACUUGUAUUCGUUAUAUGCUCACAACAUUUUGUUUACCGCCCUUUGUUAGGGGUCGGGGCAAUCGGACAGCGAUAUCAGUAAAUGGUCGAUUUCUUGAUUUA